Messenger RNA from Penicillium subrubescens, 2241 nucleotides. RefSeq names its product SH3 domain-containing protein. The record is from RefSeq and is a predicted model, not a curated record. The coding region runs from base 1 to 2241 and encodes 746 amino acids. Gene Ontology annotation, cellular component: microtubule cytoskeleton; cell tip. Gene Ontology annotation, molecular function: protein binding. Lineage: Eukaryota; Fungi; Ascomycota; Eurotiomycetes; Eurotiales; Aspergillaceae. Gene Ontology annotation, biological process: establishment or maintenance of actin cytoskeleton polarity. The transcript is spliced from 5 exons.
AUGACGAGACCUCAAAUGAUUCGAGCCGAUACCUUGGACCUUCAAAAUCACGAUACCCCCUCGGCCAAAGAUCAUACCAAGCAACCCGAACAUCCUAAUCCACUUGGGGGCGGCCGGCCUGCUCCCCACCAGGAACUUUCUAUUCGCCAUGCGGAGCAAGACUCCAAGUUGGAGAUCUUGAAUAGUCCCGCUUCAAACGGCAAUCAUGAAUACCGAGACGGCCUCGAUGUGUACGGUGAAGCGGACGAGAUGGACGAGGAGAUAGGACGCAACGGAGAAUACGACCAUGAAGAAGACGGUGACUUAGCGGACGGCGAAAGCGACGAUCUUAUGGACGAUGAUAUGAUGGACAAGCUAUCUAGUUCUCCUUCCAUCGACGAUGAGGAUAUCGAUUUUGAAUUCGUCUACGCGCUUCACAAUUUCAUCGCGACCGUCGAUGGGCAAGCAAACGCCGCCAAAGGAGAUACCAUGGUGCUUUUGGACGAUAGCAACAGUUAUUGGUGGCUUGUUCGAGUGGUCAAAGACGGAAGUAUUGGAUACCUACCCGCCGAGCACAUCGAAACUCCCACCGAGCGUCUCGCUAGAUUGAACAAACACCGCAACGUCGACCUCUCCGCAACCAUGCUUGGGGAUAAUUCCGAGAAGUCGAAGAAUCCUCUGAAGAAGGCUAUGCGACGGCGAAACGCCAAAACUGUCAACUUCGCCCCACCGACGUACAUCGAAGCAUCAGAUGUUGAGUACUCUACAGACGAGGAGGAUGAGCACGGCGAUUUCUUCAAUGAUGAUGAAACGGUCGAGUCGGAGGAUGGCGAAGCUCAAGAGCAGAACGAAGAUAUCGUCGUGGAGCCUCUCCGCACCAAGUCUCAGAAGGAGAAGCUUGCCGAAAGGACUGAGGAUACACAAGCGCCUGAAAAGCAAGAACCAGAGCGAACGAGCUCUGAACCAAGACGGUCGAGUGAGGAAUUCUUUGAUCCAGAAGAACCUACUGUUAGUAGAUCCAGAAACGGCACUGUACGCAACACAGAUUCUUUCUUCAAGGACGAUACCGCCGAACCGAAAAAGAUUUCCCUCACGCCUAACCUGCUGCGUGACGAAUCUAGCAGCACCACUUUGACGAAUGACUGGAAAGAUCCUGGACGUGGAAGCUUCGAAUCUAUCGACAAAUCUACUUCACAUGACAAGAGUAAAGACGACAAGAAGCGCAAGGACAAGAAGCCUGGGAUGCUCAGUGGUCUGUUCAAGCGGAAGGAUAAGAAGAACAAAUCCAUCGACGACGAUGUCGAGGAGCCUGAACGAUCUCCAGCCGAAUCUGCUUUCCGAGCUUCACCUCAACCCAAGACAUCUUCGGAGUCUUUGUCGCCAGAACAGCGGACUGUCAAGCCACAGCGGCAGACCAGUAACAAGCUGCAAAAGCAACCGCCAUCCAUCUUGACUUCCACCUCUCGAACUGAAGGACAGGCCGACUCUAUGACAGCAGACUCGACAAAGGAAAGAGAGAUUCUGAUCGGUAAUCAGACAGGCCAGUCCAUCCGGCGAGUCACAUCGCGUGAAACCGACAGCCGCAACGAGAGCCGAGGGGCUGUGGCUUCUCCCAUUAGCCAGCGAAGCCCCUCGAAGGAGUCAUUUGCCACUCCAAAUGAGUUCCAAGACCCGUUCGCUUCUCCUGUUGAUCGCCCGUCCAGCGAGGCCCAGUGGAGAGAACCAUACGAGUCAACUGAGCGAGCCCAACCUGCUGUGACAUCCCCGCCGCAAAGAUUCGCCCCGAAGAUAGUGGCUAGCCACGCCGAGCCGAGAUCGCAAUCUCCGGAUGACUACUCUCCUAUUGAAGAGUCUCAUAUUCCAAUUGCCGCGCCCGGGGUGAUCAAGGAAGCCGUAUUGAGGGCUCAGUCUAUCUCCCCGCCGUCGUCGCCUGAGGUCGACGUCAACGACCUCAAGCGCAGCGAAGCCACUAAUAUCUCACUGGAUACGCUUUCAGUUGACACACCGACCUGGAGUGACGCCAGUCUACGAUCUUACCUCGACGAAGAAAACGACAUUCGCGACCUUUUCAUUAUUGUCCACGACAAAUCCAACAUUCCCCCAGCUGGCCCUGAGCACCCCGUCACUGGCCGUCUUUUCAAGGAAGAAAGCAAACGGCUUAAAGAGAUGAACAACCAGCUCGACGAGAUGCUUGUCAAAUGGAUGUCUCAACGCAAGAGGCACUCCAGCACAACACGCAGUGUACAGAGCCCGACUGCAUAG